AAUAAUAAUAAUAAUAAUAAUAAUAAUAAUAACAGUGAGAUGGAAUUACCGAAAAAAGGUCGUGUUGUGGUCUUCACAGACUCUGACGGAUUUAGUGAAUCCGCAUACAUAUUGUCAAGAUUACGUGUAUUAGAUGUACUCUUUCAUGAUAUCUCUUCAAAACUUCAGAGAAAGUAUAAAAUUGAAAGUAUAGAAAUGGAAAUCUCACAUACACUGGCGAGUCUUAUCGUUGAAGAAACAGAGAAACCUUCUUUUUUCUUUACUCUUAUGCGUGACUUUAUAGACUUUCUAUAUACAGGUGAUAUGAGAAAGUUUACGAGGGAUUCCGUCUGUUAUUAUGGGAAUGGUACCUUCACCAAUGCUGAUGAUGAUGAUGAUCAUAUGAAUAAUAAUAGUAGUAAUAUUAAUAAUAAUAAUAAUAAUAUUAAUAUUAAUGAGAAGGAAGAGAUGGAUAAUAAUGAAAAGGAGUUUGAAUUGCUUCUCUUUACUCUUUUUAAUGCUUCCCCGCACCGUAUGGCGGUUGCAAGAGGAGUUCGUGAGGUCCUUCGUUUAUGGGAACCUUAUAUGCUACAAAAUAAUAAUAAUAAUAAUAAUAAUAAUAAUAAUAAUAAUAAUAAUAAUGAGGAAGAAAAUGAUGACUUUCUUAUUGUAUUAAAUGAACGUUCUUUACAAAGGAAGGAUGAAUCUAUGGAGAAUAGUUUUCCUCUUUUCGCAAAUUCUAUCUUCUUUUUACUGCUAUUCUUAUUAUUAUUGUUAUUACUACUGUUUCUUGUCGUAGUUAUUGGUUUUCUUAUUCCAUGUCUAUUGGGAGAGAAUGGGUCCUAUAGGUUUGUUUCCGCAGCCUAUGGAGAGAAGGAGAAAAGAGGGAAGAAACAUCGAUGA
Molecule: messenger RNA, 882 nt
Organism: Trypanosoma theileri
Lineage: Eukaryota; Euglenozoa; Kinetoplastea; Trypanosomatida; Trypanosomatidae
Product: putative subtilisin-like serine peptidase
Exons: 1
Source: RefSeq, a predicted model, not a curated record